AUGGUUCGGGAGGAAGUACCAGUAUCCACUCGGACGCUACAGUGGAAGUGUGUUGAAUCAAGAGCAGACAGCAAACGCCUUUAUUAUGGUCGUUUCGUUUUAUCCCCACUUAUGAAGGGUCAAGCCGAUACAAUCGGUAUCGCGAUGCGAAGGGCUUUACUUGGAGAACUAGAAGGAACAUGUAUUACGCGCGCAAAAUCUGAUAAGGUACCACAUGAAUAUUCUACGAUAGUAGGUAUUGAAGAAUCAGUCCAUGAAAUUUUAAUGAAUUUGAAAAAAAUUGUAUUUAGAAGUGAUCUGUACGGAACUCUCGACGCAUCUAUCUAUGUCAGGGGCCCUAGACACGUAACUGCUCAAGAUAUCAUCUCACCACCUUCUGUAGAAAUAGUUGAUACUACACAGCAUAUAGCUGUCCUAACGGAACCGGUUGAUUUGUGCAUUGAAUUAAAAAUUGAGAGGGGUCGUGGAUAUUGUACGAGAACCCCAAAUAACUAUCAAGACGGAAGCUAUCCUAUAGAUGCUGUAUCCAUGCCUGUUCGAAAUGCGAAUCAUAGUAUUCAUUCUUAUGGGAAUGGGAAUGAGAAACAAGAGAUACUUUUUCUUGAAAUAUGGACGAAUGGAAGUUUAACUCCUAAGGAAGCGCUUUAUGAAGCUUCUCGUAAUUUGAUCGAUUUAUUUAUUCCUUUUUUACAUGCGGAGGAACAGGACAUAAAUAGAAAUAUGGAGGACAAUCAAAAAAGGGCUAGUGUGCCCUUUUUUACCUUUGAUGAUGGAUUGGAUAAUAUGAAAAGAGAAAUCAUAUUGAAACGUAUUUUUAUUGAUCAAUUAGAAUUGCCUCCUAGGACUUAUAACUGUCUCAAAAGGUCUAAUAUACAUACAUUGCUGGACCUUUUGAGUAAAAGUCAAGAAGAUCUUAUGAGAAUUGAGCAUUUUCGCGUAGAAGACGUAAAACAAAUAUUCGACAUUCUACAGAAGGGUUUCACAAUCGACUUGCUUAAAAAUUCAACUCAGUUUGAAUCCCGUUGA
Nymphaea colorata (pocket water lily) is the source of this 1026-nucleotide messenger RNA. Lineage: Eukaryota; Viridiplantae; Streptophyta; Magnoliopsida; Nymphaeales; Nymphaeaceae. The record is from the annotation of a RefSeq genome assembly.